CCUGAGCGGGCGAGAAAAGCCGCCAGAACCCGUCGGUGCGGCGGGCUGCGCGCUGCUCCCUCCGCUCGCCCCCGCUCCCUCCCGACCCGCUGGGCCAGUUCUGCCGCCUCCUCCUCUAGACAUGACCCAGGACUACGACAACAGUAGCAGAAUGCUCAGAGCAGACGCAGUUUCUCAAUGCACUACAUCAUCAAGGAAAUAACCAAGUAAAAGACCCGUGCUGGUUCUUCAGAAUGACUCUCUCUACUCCCAGAGACGUCCGUACACCAGCGAAGAUGAAGCCUGGAAAUCCUUUCUUGAAAAUCCCCUUACGGCAGCUACCAAAGCUAUGAUGAGCAUCAACGGCGACGAGGACAGCGCGGCUGCCCUCGGACUGCUGUACGAUUACUACAAGGUGCCAAGGGAGAGGAGAUCUUCAACAGCUAAACCAGAGGUAGAACAUCCUGACCAAGAUCAUAGCAAAAGGAACAACAUCCCGAACGUGACGGAGCAAUCGCUUAUUUCCGCCGGGGAAAACAGAGUCCAGGUCCUGAAGAAUGUGCCGUUCAACAUCGUCCUCCCGCACACGCCCCAGAUGGGCAUGGACAAGAGGGGCCACCUCACCACCCCUGACACCACUGUCACCGUCUCCAUCGCCACCAUGCCCACCCACUCCAUCAAAACGGAGACCCAGCCCCAUGGCUUCGCCGUGGGCAUCCCUCCGAGCGUCUACCACCCCGAGCCCCCCGAGCGGGUGGUGGUCUUUGACAGGAACCUCAACCCUGACCAGUUCAGCUCCAACACCCAGCCGCAGAACUCCCAGAGACGGACGCCGGACUCAACCUUCUCUGAGACCUUCAAGGAAGGCGUGCAAGAGGUUUUCUUCCCUGCUGAACUGAACCUCCGGAUGACCAACAUGAAUUCAGAAGAUUAUGUUUUUGACAGUAUUUCUGGGAACAACUUUGAGUACACCCUGGAGGCCUCCAAGUCUCUGCGACAGAAGCCGGGGGACAGCACGAUGACUUACCUGAACAAAGGCCAGUUCUACCCCAUCACACUGAAAGAAGUGAGCAGCAGCGAAGGAAUCCAUCACCCCAUCAGCAAAGUGCGAAGCGUCAUCAUGGUGGUGUUUGCUGAAGACAAAACAAGAGAAGAUCAGCUCAGGCACUGGAAAUACUGGCACUCGAGACAGCACACAGCCAAACAAAGAUGCAUUGACAUAGCUGACUACAAGGAGAGCUUCAACACCAUCAGCAACAUCGAGGAGAUCGCCUACAACGCCAUUUCCUUCACCUGGGACAUCAACGAGGAGGCCAAGGUUUUCAUUUCUGUGAACUGCCUCAGCACGGAUUUCUCCUCGCAGAAGGGGGUGAAAGGCCUGCCCCUGAACCUGCAGAUCGACACCUACAGCUACAACAACAGGAGUAACAAGCCCGUGCACCGAGCCUACUGCCAGAUUAAAGUCUUCUGCGACAAGGGGGCAGAAAGGAAGAUCAGGGAUGAAGAGCGAAAACAAAGCAAAAGAAAAGGCAAGUGCACUGACCCCAGCUCUCAGUUGAAUGCCUUUUCCGAUGUCAAAGUGCCCAUGCUUCCCUCGCACAAGCGCACGGACAUCACCAUCUUCAAGCCCUUCAUGGACCUGGACACGCAGCCCGUCCUCUUCAUUCCCGACGUUCACUUUGCGAACCUGCAGCGCGGGGCUCACGUCCUUCCUGUUGCUUCGGAAGAGCUGGAGGGUGAAAGCUCCAACCUGAAGAGAGGAGCUUAUAUUGGCGAAGAGGACUUCAUCGCCAGUCCUAAUAAGAUGGCCAGAAUAGAAGAACCAAAAAGAGUGUUGCUGUAUGUCCGGAAAGAGUCAGAAGAAGUCUUUGAUGCACUUAUGCUAAAGACCCCGUCUCUGAAAGGCCUGAUGGAAGCUAUAUCUGACAAGUACGAUGUUCCUUUUGACAAAAUAGGAAAGAUCUUCAAAAAGUGUAAAAAAGGGAUUCUGGUCAACAUGGACGACAACAUCGUGAAACACUACUCUAACGAAGACACCUUCCAGUUGCAGAUUGAAGAGGUCGGGGGAUCUUACAAGCUCACUCUCACCGAGAUCUAAGAUCGCUGAGCCUCUGGAUUUUAACCAAAGGUCUCGAGUGAACAUUUUCCCAGAAUUUGGCGUGUUGGGUAAAACACUAAUCACCUUCUCCAGGAGCCAGCCAGCUGCCGGCUCGUUCUGGGGAUCACAGUGGUUUUGCCUAACACCUUUGUGUCUCUGCUCUUCCCAGAGAAGGUGGGAACGCUCAUGGCCUUAUUUGCACUUGAAAUGAGCGAGCAGAGACCAGCAAUUAAAUAGAGAGCAUGUAUAAAACACUAGUAACUACGGGAGGGGAAAAAAAACCCUUGGAAGGUGGCCUUGUAGAGCGGUGAUCCCUUAUUUAUCUCUUCAGUACCCACGUGGGAGCCUGUUCUCAGCUACUAGCCUUGUGUCGGCCUGUUUUCUGCUAGGUAGGGCUGCGAAACCGCUCCGUGACACCCGGAGGACUUGGGGCAGGUCGGAGAGAAGCCUUCGUGAUGUUUACUCCUUAACAGGGCAGGUCGUUGGGGUCAUUUUUUUUUUGUUUUUUUUUUUUUUUUGUUUGUUUGUUUUUUUGGAGGGGGGGGGAAGAACGUAAAAACUGCCUUGCUUAUGAAGAACUCGCCUUAGUAACUGUGUGAACUCUCGUCAGAUGAAGCUAUAUUGUAUAUAAGUGCAAUAUAUUUUUGAAGGUUUGUAAAUUUGUGUACAUAGGAGUGAUAUAUAUAAUAUAUAUAAACCCUGCUCCUCGCCUACGUGCCGCCAAUCUCUGCGACGAAGCCCAGCGAGAAGGAAGCCGCGUGCAGGGGACGCAGAUAUUGAACGGGGCUGUUUAAACCCGGACAAACCCUCACCCUCAGCCCCAGGGGAGCGUGUUUGGAUGUUGGCGGAGCGCCCCGAGGGAGCUGGGGGCUGAGCAUUAAUGGGGUGCAUCCUAUGGGGCAGCUGGUAGCAGGGAGUGCCAGAAACCUCCCCAAAGUGCCAUUGUGCCACAUGUGUGCUUCUGAAGGAAGGGAAAGGCGCCCUCUGAUCAGCAGUGAGUGAGGGACGCACAGGGGAGCGGCAGCACCGGGCUCUAGGGCAAAAACCCGCGUUAUGGGGUGCCAAGUGAGCAGGGAAGGGCGAGCGCUGGGUCCUUGCCCCUCUGGUUUUCCUAGCAAGCGGGAUUUACGAUGGGUUUGUCAUGUUUUUGGGCUGGGAAGGGCUGCAUGUGCUUCGCCUAGGGCACAGAGGUUGCUCUGGCUAGGAAAUCUGGCUGGGAUAUAGGGCUGCGAGACUGACACGGGUAGGGUUUGCUGCUUGGGGCAGGAGCAGAGCCUGUAGGAAACAGGAGAGCCGCCUUUUGCUCCACUUGGCACAGGGAAAGCCCCAGCUGGAGCCUCGGGCCAACAGAGCGCCAGGGAGUGGGCUUAAAUCGCAGAAAUUCAGGUUUACACACUCAGAAGGUUUUUUUUUUAUAUAUAUGUAUUUUAUUGUUAUUAUUUUAUGACUUAAGACAUGAGUGUUUUGGGGGUUGUGUUUGGGAUCCCAAGCUGGGUCCUACACCGGGUGCCGUCUGCUCUCCUCUGCGCGGGUUGACGGCCACCACGUCCAGCACAAGGAUGGAUCCCGGGGGUCUGUGGGCCACAGGAGAGCAGCACGGUACUGUGGCCCUACAGAUGAUGGCCAUGGCCCUAUAGAGAACCACUGUGACCCCACAGAGAGCUCCUGCAGUGAUCCCACAGAGCACUCGGCCUGGCACCGGACCUGCCCCUUGGGCUUCCCUUCACCUUCCGGGGAAUGGAGUUAUUAUGGCAAGGGAACUUUUUUAAAGCUGAUCUAUAGAUACAGAAUAUAUAUAUUUACAGGUUUUUAUCAAAAAUGGAAGUUUUAGGGCCGAACCUCAGUAGCUGUGGCUGUGUAGAGGUAGGGUGUGGGGUUCACGGCUGCGAGCCCCAGCUUGAUGCUUGUUUUCCACUGGGCCGUGGGUCUUGGAGCUGUAGCAGCGCUGCGGGGUGUGCGUUUCGCGGUCCCUCUGCUGUUUUGUAACUCGCCGUGUAUUUCCCACCGCCCUAUUAAAUUUUAUAUGGUCCUUUCUAA
This is a messenger RNA of Anas platyrhynchos (mallard), 4114 nucleotides long. It is a transcript of the gene GRHL1, whose product is annotated as grainyhead like transcription factor 1. NCBI's taxonomy places the organism in Eukaryota, Metazoa, Chordata, Aves, Anseriformes, Anatidae. The record is from RefSeq and is a predicted model, not a curated record. Gene Ontology annotation, biological process: regulation of transcription by RNA polymerase II. Gene Ontology annotation, molecular function: DNA-binding transcription activator activity, RNA polymerase II-specific; RNA polymerase II cis-regulatory region sequence-specific DNA binding. Gene Ontology annotation, cellular component: nucleus.